Messenger RNA from Drosophila takahashii, 4136 nucleotides. RefSeq lists its product as uncharacterized. The record is from RefSeq and is a predicted model, not a curated record. NCBI's taxonomy places the organism in Eukaryota, Metazoa, Arthropoda, Insecta, Diptera, Drosophilidae.
CGUACGUGGUGCAGAAGUAGCCGCGGGUGGCUACCACAGCGUCGUUUUGGACUUGUCGGCAUGAUCAAAUAAGUGUAACGCCCUGUACAAGUUCUUAAUAUCAUCCAAAAUGGCUGCAUCCAUAUAUGCCACCCCACCGCCAGAUCUGAGCAGCGAGGACACUGCUCUCUCCGACGUCUCCAACUCAUCGACACUCAACACGAACAGGAAUAACAGCAACAAUCCCCAUGAAGCCACAGGAGCAACAGCCACAGUACCAACAGGAGGAGGAGGAGGAGGAGGAGGAGGUGGCGGAGUGGGAGGCACUUCACCCACCGCCCACUUGGUCAAGGCAAUGGAGCUGGAACUGGAGCCCCAGCCAGCGGGAAGCGGCACAAAUGAGGAGGUGGACCAAGCAGAGGAGGGGCGCAAGGAGGCCGAGGAGCAGGAGGAUUCGGGCGAUGCCAAUAUGGCCACAAUGGCGGCAGCCAUGCAGCUGCAGCUCCUGGAGGCGCUGAGUGAUGCGGCCAAAAAGCGACGCAAGCAGCACAAUCCCAGCCGCCUGGAGGCGCUUAACUUGAGUGGAGAACCCUCCAGUGAAGUGGGAGUGGCCCAAAAGCGGGCCGACUCCUCCACCGUGGACUACGAGGAGAAGUUGUCCAAGAUGUUCCUGCCCAAGUCCAUCGAACAGCUGAAGGAGACCUUCGAAAUGCUGCAGCAGCAGAAGCAGGAGGAGCCCGAACAGGAAACGGAAAUGGAAAGGGAAGCGGAACCGGAAACGGAAGCCAUGGCAGACAUAUCAGACAUACAGGGAAAGCAGCGCGAGAAUCCCUAUCACACCUACUGCAAGCAGUGCGGCGAGAGCUUCGAAACGGAGUUCAAACUCAGCCUGCACAUGCUGCAGGAUCACGGGGAGGAGAGGUCGGGCGAACAGGAUCCCGCCGACUUUCUGGCCUCCAUCAAGGUGAAGCUGGAGCGUGCCGAUAUAGCCAGUCCGCAGUUGCAGCAGGAUCAGCACAUGCAGCAGGACAUGACCAAUGGCCAUGGCAAGGAUUUGGAGCGCGAGCAGGAGCACUGGUUCCAGGCGAUGCAGCAGGCGGCAGUCCAGCAACAUCAUGGCCCACAAAUGCCGCCUGCCUUUCCCUUUCCCCCCGAGGCAGCCUUGGGUCCCGCCGGCUAUCUGCCCCUCCUCGGCAUGUCCGGAUUUCCCGGGGUGGAUGGACUCAAUCGUCCGCCGCUGCGCAUCUUCAAUCCGGAGGCCUACUGCGAGCUGUGCAACAAGGAGUUCUGCAACAAGUACUUCUUAAAGACCCACAAGGCCAACAAGCAUGGCAUCUUCGAUCCCGUCGGCGAAUCGAGCAGCAGCAACACUUCCAGCCAUCACAAUAAUAAUAAUAACAUCACCAGUAGUAACAACAAUAAUAAUAGUAACUCCAAUCCCGGCGUGAGUUCCAUGAGUCAAAUGUUCCAGUUGCAGCGAGAGGCUCAGGUUUUGGCCAGCAAGCAGGAGACACCACCAAUUGGAGGAUCUUCAUUGGCGCCAGUGGCCUCGGUCCAUUGCGACAUCUGUUCCAAGCGGUUCACCAACAUCUUCGCCAUGCGACGCCAUCGGGCCAAGCAGCAUGACAACCAGGAUUCACCCACCAACGAGGCUUCAUCGCAGCAGCCGCCUGCCAUUAAGCAGGAAAUACCACAGGAAGCGGAAAUGAAACCCUAUCAGCUGCCCGAAGGAUUCCGCGAGGACUUCACCUUGGAACAGGAGGAGCUGAGCUUUGUGCCGCCACCGCGAAAGUUGCCCUCGCAUCUCCACCAGCAGGCCAAGGACUCCAAUUUCAAUCCCGACAAGCUGCGUCGCCUGGGCGUCCAGUUUCCCGACUUCUUCUGCGAGCUCUGCUACAGGGAGUACGGAAAUCGAUACUUCCUGCGCACCCACAAGUGGAAGCGCCACGGCCUGUUUGUGCCAGCAGAGGAGGCGACUCCGCAGCAGCAGAGCGGCAGCGGCAAGGAGGAGAUGCCCAGUGCCUGGCCCUUUAUGCCGCUCAAUCUGAUGCUGGCCAAGGCAGCGGCUGCUACGAUGGAUCAGCAGCAGCAGGAACGCGAACCGGAAACGGAAGUAGCCACCGGUGACUCGGAGCAACCCAGCAAGAGGAUCAAACUGGAGCAGCAAUCAACACCACCGGAGAACUACCAGGAUGAGGAAAAGCUAAAUGGCUCUGUGGUGGGUCUGCAGAAUCUGCAGAAGCUGCAGUCCAUGUUGCAGCAGCUGAACGACAUUAAUGGCAAGCGACCUUUGCCCUGUCACCUCUGCGGUCAGGAGCAGGAAAAUCAGUAUGCUCUAAGGGCUCACCUGAUGACCGAGCAUGCUGGCCAGAUGCAACUGCCCAUGACCAUGCCCAUGCCGAUUCCACUGCCCGAUCAACAGCAUCCCAUGGGAUUGUAUCAUCCGCAGGGUAAUCCAUUAACUCCCCCUGCUCCUGGUGCCAGAUCUCCACUAGCCACUAGCGAUCUGCGCUGCCAGCAAUGCGAUCGGGAUUUCGCCACCAGCCAGGAAUUUAAGCAACAUAUCGCCGAGGUUCAUUUGGGUCGCAACGGAGGACUGAGUAACAGCCCCCUGCGCGAUGGUUUCUUCACGCCCGAACGCCCAGUGGCGCCCUCGGCGGGCGGACCCGGAACCCCAGCCGCUCCGCCGCCAGGAAAUCGUCCUGCUUACACUUUGACGCCCACUAGCAGCUACUGUGAGAUUUGCAACAAGGAGCUGUGCAACAAGUACUUCAUGAAAACCCACAUGCAGCGGAUGCACGGCAUCGAGAUCGAGAAUGGAGCUCAGAUUGGCGGCGUGGUGUGCAACAUUUGCAACAAGGAGCUGUGCAGCAAGUACUUCCUGCGGGUGCACAAGCACAACACCCACGGCAUCAUCGAGGAGGGAUCGCCGCUGCCACAGCCGAGGGGUCAGAAUGGGGUGAAAAUAGAUGCAGCUGCCGCAGCAGCAGCAUCGCAGCCUCCACAGGAUCAGGAGCUCAACGUUUCACCAACUGCAACAAAUGAAGGUGGGGGUGGAAGUGGUUCCUCCAAUGCCAACCACGAGGUUUGCCCCUUGUGCUCUCGCCAAUUCCGCAGCUUCAAGUGGCUGCGUUCCCAUCUGAUGAACGAGCACGGAACUGCAGGAGUGGAGAGGCUACGGGAAAUGGACACCACCUCCAGUCAGAGUUCCUCUGCUCGCAGCAAGCCCAAUAGUCCCACGCUCAAGAUUCCCAACGGCUCGGGAUCAGCGGGAUCCGGAGUCGGAGCCGGAAGCACCGCUCCUAAUCUCGCCCAGGCCCUGCAGAACCUCAAUGCCCAGCAUCUCUUCGGGCAAAUGCAACAGCAGCAGCAACAGCAGAUGCCCAAGAUGCCACCUUUGCCGCUGCCCGGAAUGUUUGGCGAGCAGGCUGCCCGGUUCAAGGAGUACCAGUGCUCACUGUGCCCCUUCACCACGCCCUACUACGCCUUCCUCUUCAUCCACGAGCGCUCCCAUGCGCUGCUGAACAAUGGCGGCGAGGAGCUACCCCUGGAGACGCCGCCGCCGGCUCAGGCAGCGCCGAGGAGUUCGGGUAAAUCCCGCAGCAAAUCCAGCAAGGCGGUAGCACCACCACCACCGUCCAUCAAAGCGGAGGAGCCCGAGGCCCAGUUAGAGCAACCUACCAACCUAAGCACCUCGGCGAACAAGGUCGCCUCCCAUUCCCCCACCACUGGAGGCGCAGGAUCUCCGCCCAGCUCAACUUCACCCAAGAUACAACGCCGUCGCUCCUCCACCUCAAAGCCACCAACGACGACGACGCCUAAUGGUUUGGGAAGUAAUAACCAUCGAUCGGCGGCCACCUCACCCUUCGAGGGAUGCGGCGAGUUGGCCAAUGGAAGUGGCAAGCCAGCCAGCUAUGCGCAGCCGGAUCGGGCAGAGGAAGCAUAUCAGAUGCAGGCCUUCCACCUGCAGCCCGCCGACGCCGACUCGGAAAUGCAGUUUGCACCUGCUCUGGUUUAUUUACCCGUGAGGGUGAGGGCCUCCGAAUCGGCCACGCUCAGCUUCCGGCUCACACCGGCCUAAGAGGUGCCACAUGCAACAGGUUAAGUGUUGCCAGCGUAAGUUCAAGCCAUAGAAAUCCGAAAAAUCCAGGGAUUGG